AUGGGUCUGGUCAGGACCGCGCUGACCGAUGCGGGCUACCGCGACAUCAAAAUCGAACGAAUCGACGACAGCACGUUCCGAGUCCUGUCGGGUACCGUCGGCUCCGAGGUUGAGACGGCGGCCAGACAGGCGUUGACCGAUGCCAUCGGCGCGCCGGGGCUUACGGUUAACAGCGCGAUCGACGAGGCCAAGUCGCUGAUCGGCCUGACUGCGCUGCUGGAGUUCAAGGAACGCACCUGCGAAGACAUCACCUGCGAGCAGUUCACUGACGCGGACCUUGGCCUGACCGGCGAUGACCUGGAACGGGCAGAGGCAUCCGCCGAUCCGGUGGGGAUCGGCUGGGUGAUCAACCUGCAGUUCGACGGGCGCGGUUCCGACAUUUUCUCGGACCUGACCCGACGCAUUGCCGGGGUGGAGACCAAGCGAAUCUCGGUGUUCAUGGACGACCAGGAGAUCAUCGCGCCAGUGGCGCGGGCCUGGAUUCGCGACGGCAGCACGCAGGUCAGCGGGAACUUCACCCGCGAGGAGGCUCGCACCCUGGCCAUCCAGCUUGAGGCGGGUCGCCUGCAGGUACCGCUCAAGCUGAUCCAGGAGAGCGAUGUGGACGCCCUGCUGGGCUCCGAGUCCCUACGCAACAGCCUGGUAGCGGGACUGGUAGGUCUGGGGCUGGUGCUGCUGUUCAUGAUCGCCUACUACCGAAUGGCCGGCGUGGUGGCAGCCUUCGCGCUGGUGUUCUACGCGGUGAUGGUGCUGGCGGUGUUCAAGCUGAUUCCGAUCACGUUGGAGCUGGCACACAUCGGCGGCUUCAUCCUGUCCGUCGGUAUGGCGGUAGAUGCCAACAUCCUGAUAUUCGAACGAAUGAAAGAAGAGGUCCGGAUUGGACGGACGCUGGCCUCAUCAAUGGAGGUCGGGUUCAGCCGUGCGUGGCCAGCCAUUCGAGACUCGAACAUCUCCACGAUGAUCACGUGCCUGGUACUGUUGUGGUUUGGCGACCGCCUGGGCGGCGGCCUGGUGACAGGCGUGGCGAUCAGCCUGUUCAUCGGCGUGGCGGCCAGCAUGUUCACGGCGGUGGUGGUGAGCCGGAACCUGUUGCAGCUCAUGGCUUUCGCCGGGCUGGGAGGUCGAAUCAGCCUGUUCACGCCUGAGAAGGUGGGUAGGGAGACGACGCAGGCCAGUUCGGGACCUGCCAGCGGAGGAGCCGGUAGUGCUGGACGUAGUCGGCAAGAGGGGCUGGUACUUCCUGUUCUCCGCCCUGAUCAUCAUUCCGGGAAUUCUGUCCAUGCUGAUGCCGCCGGGCUGGGUCGCGCUGGGUUCCGGGCUGAAGCCGGGCAUCGAUUUCACCAGCGGCGCCGUGUUCAACGUCACGUUCAGCGACGACGUGGACCAGCAGGAAAUUCACACGCGAAUGGCGGUGCUGGGCCAUCCCGAGGCGCUGGUGCAACAAGUAGGCGGCAACAACUUCUUCAUCCGCACUGA
Messenger RNA from Geodia barretti, 1476 nucleotides. The record is from the annotation of a GenBank genome assembly. Lineage: Eukaryota; Metazoa; Porifera; Demospongiae; Tetractinellida; Geodiidae.